GUAGCAGAAAAUGGCAAAUAACGCUAUGGAGAGUAAGGUUACCCUGAGAAAGACCAUUGGCUUUUUUAGUGGAGUUAAUUUUAUAAUUGGAGUCAUAAUAGGAUCUGGAAUUUUUAUAUCACCGGGAGGAGUGCUACUAUAUUCACAGCUAAAUGUCGGAAUCUCAUUGGUAAUAUGGGCUGCAUGCGGAGUUAUUUCAAUGCUGGGUGCUCUGUGCUAUGCAGAACUAGGGACCACUUUUCCAUCAUGCGGAGGGGAGUAUUUUUAUAUUAAAAGGGGUCUUGGUUCAUUGCCUGCAUUUAUUUUCUUAUGGACAGGAGUUCUAUUUACGGGACCUGCUGUAACCACUCUUAAUGCUUUAAUGUUCUCUGAAUAUGCUGUUCAGCCUUUUUUCCCAGGAUGCCAUACACCAGAACUAAUCAAAAAGGCAGCAGCCAUUGUUAUUAUUUUGAUAGUAGGAAUUAUUAAUUGUCUAAACACCAAGUGGAUUGUGGUCAUCCAAAACAUAUUAUCAGUUCUGAAGAUGAUUGUCCUCACAGCAAUAGCUAUAUGCGGACUGGUUCAUUUGGCAAUGGGAAAAACACAAAAUGUUCAGAGAGCAUUUGAUGGAGAUAUUCCAAAUGUAUCACAGUUUGGAGAAGCCUUCUAUCAAGGAAUGUUUGCAUACGGUGGAUGGAAUGUUCUUAAUUUUACCAUUGAGGAGAUAAAACACCCAAGCAAGAACAUUCCCCGCACAGUAUUCACGUCCAUAACUGCAGUGAUUGUGUUUUAUCUGCUGGUGAACAUCUCGUAUCUAACAGUGCUCUCACCCAGGGAGAUUGUAUCUUCAGCUGCAGUCUCGGUAACAUGGGCUGAUAGAACAAUUCCAACAGUGGCCUGGAUUAUCCCUGUGUCAGUUGCUGUCUCAAUAUUUGGUUCCCUCAAUGGUGGCAUGUUUAUGUUAGGAAGACUAAACUAUGCUGGAAGCAAGGAGGGCCACUUGCCAUCCAUCAUAUCCAUGCUUCAUGUGCAAUAUUUAACCCCAGCACCAGCCAUGAUCAUCUCAACAAUUCUAGCAUCUAUUUUCGUCAUCCCUUCUGAACUCCUCUCUCUAACAAACUACUUUACAUUUUGUACCUGGCUUUUAGUUGGCCUGACUACUGUUAGUCUGAUUGCUCUCCGUUACCGCGAGCCAAAUCUUCACAGGCCGUACAAGGUCUUCCUUCCAAUUGCCUAUGUAGUUGUGGCAGUGGCUUUAUUUUUAGUUAUCGCUCCAAUCGUACAAAAUCCCAAAAUUGAAUAUUUCUAUGCUUUGCUGUUUAUGUUGAGCAGCCUCAUUGUGUAUUUUCCAUUUGUAUAUUUCAAAUUGCGUAUUCCAUAUUUUGAUAGGAUCACAUGCUUUUUACAGAUUUUUCUUGAAGUGUCACCUACUGAUCUAUACGAAGACCAUAAAGAUCAGUAAUAUUGAUAACUCUAAUUUCAAACUGAUGUUUUGUAAGUUUAAGGGGCAUUGCAUGCACCAUAACUGCUACAGCUUAUUGUAGUGGUUUAGGUGCAAUGACACGUUUGAGGCCAUCCCCCAGAUUUGUGUCAAAGUGUUUCAGGAGGAUAAACUGUCUGCAUUAUUUGUUCAGUAUUAAGU
This is a messenger RNA of Pelobates fuscus (common spadefoot toad), 1621 nucleotides long. RefSeq names its product solute carrier family 7 member 13-like. Gene Ontology annotation, molecular function: L-amino acid transmembrane transporter activity. Lineage: Eukaryota; Metazoa; Chordata; Amphibia; Anura; Pelobatidae. Gene Ontology annotation, biological process: amino acid transmembrane transport. Gene Ontology annotation, cellular component: membrane. The record is from RefSeq and is a predicted model, not a curated record. The transcript has 4 exons. Bases 11 to 1441 code for a protein of 476 amino acids.